Monopterus albus (swamp eel) is the source of this 3332-nucleotide messenger RNA. RefSeq names its product lysine acetyltransferase 14 (gene kat14). The coding region runs from base 18 to 2399 and encodes 793 amino acids. The transcript is spliced from 10 exons. The record is from RefSeq and is a predicted model, not a curated record. Lineage: Eukaryota; Metazoa; Chordata; Actinopteri; Synbranchiformes; Synbranchidae. Gene Ontology annotation, molecular function: histone acetyltransferase activity.
UCUCCUGAGGCUCAGUGAUGGACAGCAGCAGCGAGCAGCUGGGUGGGGGUGAGGACGAGGCGGCCUGUACAUCAGCUUCAGAGGGCCUGGAGGAAGGGGAGGUGGAGGGGGAGACUCUGCUGAUUGUGGAGUCAGAGGAUCAGGGAUCAGUGGAUCUGUCACAUGACCAGAGCGGAGACUCUCUGACCAGCGAUGUAGGCGAGGAGGCCGACGGAGGCUGGGCCUGCGAGGACAUGUCGUUCUACUGUGACCGCUGCCACAAGUGGAUACCUGCAGCUCAGCUCCGCGGCGAACAGCCCAGCUACUUGAAAGGGGACAACUUCUUCAAAUUCAUCUGCUACGACUGCUCUGAGGACAGCAAAGAGAGCUUCGAGAGGAUGAGACUCACCUGGCAGCAGGUGGUGAUGCUGGCCAUGUACAACUUGUCCCUGGAGGGGACGGGUCGACAGGGUUACUUCAGGUGGAAAGAGGACAUCUGUGCUUUUAUUGGCCGACAUUGGAACUUCCUGCUCGGAACAAGGAAGAAGACGUCCACAUGGUGGAGCACAGUGGCCGGUUGCCUGUCGGUCGGCAGUCCCACCUUCUUUCGCUCAGGAGCACAGGAGUUUGGUGAGCCCGGCUGGUGGAAGCUGGUUCAGAACAGACCUCCGACCCUGAGACCAGAGGUGGACAAAUCCACUAGUAGGGCUAAAGCUUCUAAACCUGCCAUAGACCCGAUUAUUACCGUUGAGGGUCUGAGGAAGCGAGGAGCCAAAAACCCUGUAGAGAACGCCAUGCAGCUUAAAGAGAAGCGUUCUCGUACACAAGAGGCCAAAGAGAUCCGAAGGGCUCAAAAGGAGGCAGUGGGAGGCUACAAUGACCGCAGUGCCUCCUCCACACCCGUCAAACUGGGUGGAGGCCGCGGUGGGAGCACUGGACGCCGGCCUGAUCUCGUCCUGGAGAAAGGUGAGGUAAUUGAUUUCUCCUCCCUCAGCUCUUCAGACCGAACGCCGCUCACCAGCCCAUCGCCAUCACCUUCACCUGACUUCUCCGCCCCGGGCACGCCGGCAUCUCAUUCAGCUACACCUAGCUUGUUGUCAGAGGCCGACCUUAUCCCUGAUGCCAUGCCUCCACAGGCACUGUUCCAUGAUGAUGAGGAGAUGGAGACAGAGGGGAUGAUCGAUCCAGGGAUGGAGUACAUCCCUCCUCCCAGUACCAGUCUUGUUGCCCAUAAGAAGCUUCGCCCAGUGCCACCAAACAUCAAACGUGAGGCAAACAGCGAGGACGAUGAAGGCUGCGAGCGUGAGGAUUAUUUUGAAGAGCCAGUAAGUCGAAGUGAAGGCCCAUCACUCUCUGCUGUGGGCUGUGUUGGUGCCGGGGGGCUCGAAAGGAGGAGGAUGACUCAUCCUGAGAAAGCAGAUGGAGCUGGCAUAGUUUCCCAGAGUCCUCAUUAUGCCCCCCUCAGUCUUUAUGAGGAGAGGAUGCUGCUGCGACGGCUGGAUGCCUGCCCACUGGCCUUAGCCGUCACUCCGCAAGCUAAACGCCUCCACAGGAAGCUGCUGCUUCGCCAGGCAAAGAGGCAGAGAGGACUCCCUUUGCUGGAUAUUGAUCGGGCAGUCAGCGCCACCCUCAGUUUGGUGGGAGGCAUCUACGGUGCCCAGGAGACAGGAACAGUGAUGGGAGGUGGAGUCAUGGGGAAAUACUGCACCAACAGCCAGGAGCUGCGUAUUCUAGAUCGCUUCCAGACAAACCUCUCUAGCCGAAGGGGCGUCCAGCAGCAUUCAGUGUCCUUCUGGCAUCGUCUGAUGGGAGCAGAAGGCAGUUUGGACCAGAGCAUCAAGAGUCCGUAUACUUCCCGCAUCUUGAAACCGUACAUCAGGAGGGAUUAUGAGAGUCGUCCGGUGAAGCUGAGGCUGCUGGCAGAGAUCAGAGCUUACCCUCACAGAAACGAGCCUGACUGGGUCCCUGAGCCUGAUUCCUCCAUCGACUACUGCUACGUCCGCCCGAACCACAUCCCCUCCGUCAAUGCCAUGUGUCAUGACAGCUUCUGGCCAGGUGUGGACCUGUCUGAGUGUCUGCAGUACCCAGACUUCAGCGUGGUCGUCCUCUAUAAGAAAGUCGUGAUUGGCUUCGGUUUCAUGGUGCCUGAUGUGAAGUAUAAUGAGGCCUACAUCUCCUUUCUGCUGGUCCAUCCUGAGUGGAGGAGAGCCGGCAUCGGCACCUUCAUGAUCUACCAUCUCAUCCAGACUUGUAUGGGGAAGGACGUGACGCUGCAUGUGUCGGCCAGUAAUCCGGCUAUGCUGCUGUACCAGAAGUUUGGAUUCAAAGCGGAGGAGUACAUCCUGGACUUCUAUGAUAAGUACUAUCCUGUGGACAGCACUGAGUGCCGCCAUGCCUUCUUCCUCCGACUGAGACGCUGAGACAGCAACACCAUUUUUGUUUUCAGAUGUACAACCGGUCUGAUAGUUUGAGCCGCAGAGCCAGUCCACUGCUGCACACCUGGACAGUUCUUCUGCUCAGUCCAGGGAUUCAACCAACAACCCCCACUUACAGGCCGCUGUCUGCCAGGCUGGACAAAAUGGAAAUGAUAAAUGGACUUGUACAGUGCUUUUCUGCCUUGGUGCUUAACAGAUUCACCCAUUCACAUACUGAUGGCGGCAGAGCUGCCAUGCAAAGCGCUGGCCUGGCCGCUGGGAGCAACUUGGGGUUCAGUGUCUUGUCCAAGGACACUUUUACAUGUGGACUGGGCAGAACGGGACUCAAACCACAGACCUUGUAAUCACGGGUUGACCCGCUCUACCCCUGCGCCACAGCCCCCCCAACACUGAGUCUCACAGUAUUUGUGGUUAAAUUAAUAUAUUGACUGGGUUUUUUCUGAAGACAUUUAGUCAAGAAAUUGAUCAUGCACAACACGUGCCACUCAGCCAGACCAGUCAUGUGGACUAAACCACAACCUUCAUAUGGGCUUGUAUCCAAACAUAGGCUGAAGCCCCUGAUAACAUCUAGUUUUGUGUGUCCGCUGUCUUUUUGUAUUGUUUGGUUCAGUUUCCCACUACACCUGUGUUUCUUCAACCAUUAGAGCCAAAAUGAAACUCACUAGAGUUUAACACUGGAUGUCUAGUUAAUGUUUCUUAGGUUGGGUGGACACAGAUACUGUAUAUGUUCAGAUGCGGAGCGUGAUCGGGGGGGCGCGACAGCAGCAGACGUGUUGGUGUCGCCCCCUACAGGCAAAAAGUAACUGCUGCUGCAAUUGUAUCACUUUGACCACCUGCAGGCAAAGACUCUUUCUUUUUAUAGCUGCCGUUUGAGAGUUUUUGAGCUUUUUGCUAAAAUAAAAUAUUGUUGAAAUAGGA